AUGGCGAAGCCCAUCGUUGUCUUCAUUGUAUCUUGUUUGUUGCUUGCUAUUCAAUUUUCUAAUGCUGAGGAACUACAAAGUCCAGGCGAAGCACCUGCAAUCUAUAAGAAGAUGGGAGGAGAAGGCUCACUUCGACCAGAAGAAUGUCCAGCUGAAUGUCAACGUCGAUGUUCAGAGACAUCUCAUAAGAAACCGUGUUUGUUUUACUGCAACAAAUGUUGUAACACAUGUUUGUGCGUGCCAUCGGGAACAUAUGGACACAAAAAAGAAUGCCCUUGCGACGAUAACUGGGAGACCAAAGAAGGUGAACCUAAAUGUCCAUAA
Camelina sativa (false flax) is the source of this 324-nucleotide messenger RNA. RefSeq names its product gibberellin-regulated protein 12-like. The record is from RefSeq and is a predicted model, not a curated record. Lineage: Eukaryota; Viridiplantae; Streptophyta; Magnoliopsida; Brassicales; Brassicaceae.